Messenger RNA from Myxocyprinus asiaticus (Chinese sucker), 1365 nucleotides. RefSeq names its product 2-methoxy-6-polyprenyl-1,4-benzoquinol methylase, mitochondrial. The transcript has 7 exons. Lineage: Eukaryota; Metazoa; Chordata; Actinopteri; Cypriniformes; Catostomidae. The record is from RefSeq and is a predicted model, not a curated record. Gene Ontology annotation, molecular function: methyltransferase activity. The coding region runs from base 17 to 991 and encodes 324 amino acids. Gene Ontology annotation, biological process: ubiquinone biosynthetic process.
UGAACUUGACGGAAAGAUGGCCACCUCCAUAAGGACACUUGUCCUCAGAGUUCUCGGUGAUUCCACGCGAAAUAUUCAUCAUGUUUUAGGGAGUCGAGUCAAACAUUCAUUCUGUAAUGCGGGGAUCACAGUAUGUCGCGGCUACAGUGAUGGCAAAAGUACACACUUUGGUUUCGAAACAGUGCCAGAGGAGGACAAAGCAGAGAGAGUGUAUAAGGUAUUUGAAAGUGUGGCCAAGAAGUAUGACGUGAUGAAUGAUGCCAUGAGUUUGGGAAUACACCGCCUCUGGAAAGACACGCUUCUGCACAUAAUGAAUCCUCAGCCUGGACUGCGGUUAUUGGACACAGCUGGUGGCACUGGUGACAUCUCUUUCCGCUUCCUGGAGUACACACGCUCGAUGUAUGAUCGUCAGCAGAGGCAGAGAGCGCGGUCCAAUCAAUCGCCAUCAUGGCAGGACCUUGCCGGUCAUUAUAAGACAGAUGAGGCAGCGCCUCCGCAGUCCCGGGCGGUGGUGUGUGACAUCAACAAAGAGAUGCUUAAAGUCGGUAAACAGAGGGCAGAGAAAGCAGGAAUCGUCACAGGCCUCUCAUGGGUCGUGGGUGAUGCAGAGGAGCUCCCGUUCAAUGACGAUCAGUUCGACUUAUACACUAUUGCAUUUGGCAUCAGAAAUGUCACUCACAUAGAGCAAGCUCUAGAAGAGGCUUUCCGAGUCCUUAAACCAGGUGGAAGAUUCUUGUGUUUAGAAUUCAGCAAAGUGUCGAACCCUCUGCUUGCAAGGCUGUAUGACACGUAUAGUUUUCAGAUGAUCCCUGUGUUGGGUGAAGUGAUCGCCGGAGACUGGAAAUCAUACCAGUAUCUGGUGGAGAGCAUCCGGAAAUUCCCUGACCAGGAAACAUUCAAAGAAAUGAUUGAGGGUGCCGGCUUCUUCUGUGUCCAGUAUUUCAACCUGACAGGGGGAAUUGUUGCCAUUCAUUCAGGGUUCAAGCUCUGAGUGUUUGUCUCCCCUUUGCGGUCAGCACACUUUUGCCUACAAAUGAACUUAAAAGAGAGAGUGCUGUCCUACAAACAAUGGUGAGGAAUUAAAAUGAGAACACUGAGUGUGUAAAGAAACUGAAAAUUCCUUUUGCACAUUCUUCAUGUAUUUAUUGUCUGUUGCUACUUGGAAACACUUUUCAAUCGCUUAGGUUAAAAAGGGAGAUCUUAAAGCGUUGUGGGUUUGAAGAGAUUUGACCCGCUAAAACAGCUUCUUUUUGAAUGAAUUCUGACAUGUGAUGUUUUUAGAGAAUAUGGACAAUGUGUUUGAUUAUUGGCCAUGGGAAAGCACACAUUGACCUAAUAAACUGAAAUAAAAAUAUUUAAAUCAUA